AAUGCCGGCCGGCUAGACCUAAAAUGGGGAGAGUUGUUUGUUGAUGUAUUGUGUCUGCCACAGGCAAGCAUGCGUGAAGAGUCCCAUACGCUGGGUAUGAUCCAUGGGACGGGAUGAUUCAACAUAUACCGGUACUGUCUUUGGCGUUGUUGCGGCAUAUUUUUUGUCAGCCGUCGGCCGGUGUAUGUGCAUGCACGACAAACGCCACGGCGCCUGUCUCUGUAGUAAGCUUAACGCUCUUACUUUAAAAUAGUGAGGAAAAACGGAUUGUACUUUAACUGGAUGGUUAAGUGUUACACGACAAAGUUCAGAACGGGAAAACAUUUGUAGAGUUAAACUUCUGUCAGGUCUCUGCCAUUACGAAGAAGAAAGCGCAGCACGCAACUAGACCAGCAUUAGAUGAGAGAGAGCCCAGAGAACAGGUUGCCCCAGUCGUGUGUGUGUGUGUGUGUCAGUACCCAGCAGGCUCCAACUUAACACUACCAGAAGUGUUCCAACUAUCGAGACACAGACCCGGGAUAGAUGGAAUGACAAAACUGCAUGUGCAAUAUAAAGAAGGUCGGGCAUAGUGCAACGCAUUGUAGCAACAUUUUAGCUAGCUGAUUGACUCGUCGAAGUAUUUCCUAGUUGCUUCUAUUUUUAUUCACUUGUGAAAGGAAUAGGGAAUUUUCCUUGGCAAGAAAAUGGAAGAUUUUCUGCCCCUUAUAGACAGUAUAGAGCGCGAGCAGUGGACUCUGCAAAGGCUGAACUCGGACACCUCCGGGGAAGAGACAGACUCUAGUUCAGAUGACAGGCGAUCGACGUACAGCCCUUCUAGUAUAUUCUCUGAAACCUUAGACGAUGACUUAUACCUAGAGUAUCUAUUUUCCCAAGGGCUGGCGGACUGCAUUGAAAAGCCCAAUUUAAUCGCGAAUGAAAUCGUGCAGAAUGCGCCACCCCAAGUGAACGCGUUCUGCGAUUCGUAUUGCCAGAAUUAUUUUCCAGACGACGGUUUCAGAGCCGAUGAUUGUGACAAUAUUCUGCCAGAGGACUUGGUGGUGUUGGGGGUCGGGCUGCAGAAUUUAAUGCAGGAGUAUAACCUUCAGCAGCAACAGGCGGCUCUGAGCCAGGUCCCCAGGAAUUCUAUGAAUGCGCAGUACACCGCCAUGCACGCGCAGAAGACCAUGCCGCAAAUGACAGCUCACGUGAUGGCAAGGCAGCAACAGCAGCAGCAGCAGCAGCAACAAUCCAAUCACCAGCAACUAACCACGUAUUAUAACAACAUGUACCACGCCAACCACAACACCAAUACAGCCCGGCCAAUGAGUAUGCCACCCCAGCAGCAUCAGCAGCAGUCGCCAACGUAUAAUAACAAUGCAAACUCUGUGUAUGACUACAAUUCCAAUACAAAUCCUACUAAUUCCAGUCAGCUUCAUGGGACUUUCCGUGUGCGCGUUGCUCGACAGACGACAGGACAGCAACAGCAGCAGCAGUCGCAGCAGACGACCAAAAUUGGAAAGGAAAAACUGGAUGAGAAAAUUCACCACUGUACCUAUCCCGGUUGUCCCAAGGUGUAUAGCAAAAGUUCUCACCUGAAGGCCCACCUCCGUCGCCACACGGGAGAAAAACCGUUCUGCUGCACGUGGCCGGGCUGCGGCUGGAAAUUUUCGCGCUCAGACGAGCUCGCUCGUCACAAACGCUCACACUCAGGUAUCAAGCCAUAUCAGUGUAAGAUUUGUGAAAAAAGGUUUUCUAGAUCAGACCAUUUAUCCAAGCACUUAAAAGUGCAUCGAAAGCAACAGCACCGUUAGAUGUAGCCCCGUGCGACAAAGAAUGCCAUUAUAGUUUAUUUGAACGAACUAGUACAUUUACUUUUUUCUGUUGUUCGUGUUUUGUUGGAUUUUAAAUAAGGUAAAACAGCUGAACUUUAUAAAGACAGCGUUUUAAGAGACACUAUAGCAGCUGAGCUGUCGGCUCCUUUAUGCCAAAGAAAAGUCUUGCAGUAUCAUUGCCUUAUAUAGUAUAUUUGAAGGUGCAUGCCAUUAUACCAUCCUACAAUUUGUCAUUUUGUUACUGUCUGCUGAUGUAUAUAUAUAGGACUGUAGUUCGCUAGAUCAUUCAUGUGUGUAUGUUAAAUGCGUAUGUCGCCCCAGUAUGCCACGGAAGUGUCUUUGAGGCUAAGCGAGCAUGCGAACAAAUUACUGUACAAAAAAGCUUCCUACUUCAAUGGAAAACUUGCACGCGGAUCAAUCUGCGUACAAUUAGCGAUUAGGUUUGAAUUGAUGACAAAGGUGCAUAGAGGGUGAUUCACAUGGGGGUUGGCAAAUAAGCCUUUGGUUCAACAUUUUGUAUUUUUUUUUUUUUUUGGUCUUUAUAAUUUAAGCUGGUAGGAAAUACCCAUGCCGCGUGGCCUUGAGCCUUACUAAAGCUGUUCCACAAAGUUGACGUUAAAAGUACAAGGCAAUGGCAAAGUUUUAUAUUUAGUGAAAGUAUGAACGAUUCUGACACAGAACGGGUUCUGUUUUUAAUAAGUCACGAGGUGGGAGAUUGGUCGUUUUGCUGGCUGGUAUAGCCUUAUAAAUCGUCUGCUACUUCUUUAACCUGUCGUCUGCCGAAAUGAAAAUUUUUCCAUUUCUUCGCCUGCCGGCAUAAAAACUGAGCAGCUCGUGCAACUCCGUGCAUAGUACAGUAAUGGUAGGACUGCCGCCUCGUCAUUCGACCCUUGAACCAAAAUUACGUUAAAUAAUAUUGUUUGGGGAUAAAUUUAGCCGCGGCGUAGAGCCGCUAGCCUAAAUUUGAGUCAUUUUAGUGGCAUUCUUUUGCAAGUAAGAUGGACUGUUGCCCUGGGUAAAAGUGCCCAUAGUUUUCCCCCUGCGUUUUUGGUAGCCACCACCCCUCCCCCCUAUUGACAUUGUCAAAACGUAGAUAGAUUAUCUGGCAGACAUAUAUUUCUUGAGCUUUUAUUUUAAAGGUGAGCACUUGUUAAAGAGAGACACUCUAUUUUAUUUUCUAAAAAAAAAAAAGUUUUUGCGAAUAUAAUGAUAAGGCAAUAAAUGCGAAUAUGUGAUGGCUAGUAAUCUGCAGGCGGUAUAUUAAAUGCUUUCUCAAAUGUUGGUUAUUAUUAUUCUCGUAAUUCUUUAUUAUAAAAUUGAUUAUCACGUCAUCAGUUCUGAUUAAAUAAUCUAGAUUUGUAA
Lingula anatina is the source of this 3173-nucleotide messenger RNA. RefSeq lists its product as uncharacterized. Gene Ontology annotation, molecular function: RNA polymerase II cis-regulatory region sequence-specific DNA binding; DNA-binding transcription factor activity, RNA polymerase II-specific. The record is from RefSeq and is a predicted model, not a curated record. Lineage: Eukaryota; Metazoa; Brachiopoda; Lingulata; Lingulida; Lingulidae. Gene Ontology annotation, biological process: regulation of transcription by RNA polymerase II.